CAUUCGUUUAGUUCACUGGAAAUCGUUCUGUGCGGUCGAACAAAUUAUAUACGUAAAUAAAUAUAUUUAGACGUGAUAUAUACGCAACUUGCCAAGAAUGGCUGAAAAUUUGGAAAGUGGUUCGGAUCAAAUCAUAAGUUCUAACACAGGAGCAGUUUUGGACUUUGAAGCAAUUCUAAUAGGCGAGGAAAUACAAAGAGGAAAGUUUGGCGUUACGUCCAAGGCCACGUGGUAUUCUCAGACAAUUGCUGUAAAGGAAUUGAAACACAUUAUCAAUGAAAAUAUCGAACAUCGAGCCAUGCAGCUGAUGAAUUUAUCACAUGUAAAUAUCGUACAUAUCUUUGGAAUCGCUAUGAAUGCCGAAUCUACAUAUUUACUUAUGGAAUACGUAGAGGGUGAAUCCCUGUUUAACCGUGUCCACAAUAAAUUGAUAAAAAUUACUAUCGAUUUGGCUAUAGAUUGGAUGUAUUCUGCAGCGGAGGCCAUCAAAUACCUGUUUUGUGAGAUGAAGCUAGACCCCCGUUUCCUUUGUAAUUUGAAGACUAAGAAUCUGAAGUUCCGUCAUAGCUUCACAAGCUUGAAAUUAUAUAAUUUUUGUCUUGCGUUUGACGAUGAAAAAGUGUUGAAAAACAAUUUAGAUACGUCCUAUAUGGCACCGGAGUCAAUCAGAGAAGGAGCUUACACGGAGCAGAGUGUCAUAUAUAGCUUUGGUAUUAUCUUCUGGGAGGUAUUGGCACGCAAGAAACCUUUCGAUAAAUAUAAAACUCCAUUACAGAUUAUGAGCGCGGUCAAAAAAGGUGAACGUCCACCUAUUGAAAACAUAGCUGAAAUUACCUCGAGUUCAAUAGAAACAUUCAUUACAAAAUGUUGGCAUCAAAAACCGGAAGAACGAUACAAAAUGGAUGAAUUAUUGAUGUCACUGCAGAAUCUGAAGUCAGCAAUCAGCAGCUAUGAGAAACCGGUUGACAUCGAUUUUUUGGAACUAAAUCUAAAUAUUGUUAGCGAAAGUCAAUUUGGUAUAAUAUACAAAGGCGAUUAUCGAGAGACGGAGAUAGCAGUUAAAAAAUUUAAACAAGUUUUUAAGCACAAUAUCAAGAAAGGUCUUGAAGAAGAGGUCACUCGUCACUCACGCUUGAACCAUGAGAAUAUUGUAAAACUAUAUGGUAUUACUUAUGAUAAAAAUGAUAUUCUACAUUUAGUCAUGGAAUACGCUAAUUGCGGAUCCCUCUACAACUAUUUGCAUGAUGAGGAACAGCGAACGUACACAGUUAAGAAUUCCCUCCACUGGAUGUAUCAGGCGGCAAAGGGCAUUAACUAUCUACUGCAUGGAAGAACCAUGUCAGAAAUACAUUGCAAUUUAAAUUCUCAAAAUAUGUUGCUGUUCAAAAACUGCAGACUCCUGAAAAUUAGUGAUUAUUGCUUUCCUGGCAAUCGAGAUAAUCUUUCAGCCCAUCAAAAUAGGGCAUAUUUAGCACCAGAAGCUCUCAAAGACGGAAAGUAUUCAAAAGAGACCGAUAUAUAUAGCUUUGGUAUUGUAUUUUGGGAGGUGAUGACACGCAAGAAGCCAUUCCCCGAUUUGGAUACAUCAGUAGAAGAAGAGAUCACUAAUGGCUUACGACCGGAUCUGAAAGAUAUAAUUGAAUCAGAGUAUAAGGACAUAAUAAUUAAAAUAAUUGAAAGGUGCUGGGAUGGAGAUCCAGAAAAACGUCCAUCAAUUACAACACUGAUCGAUGAGCUGUAUAAACCUGAGGCGUUUGAAGAAGUUGCUAGGUGUGAAUCUGAAGAAGCUCCGGCCGUAGACCUAAGGGAUAUUGAUAUGGGAAAGGAAAGUGUUGGAAAAGGUACCUUCGGCGAUAUCUAUAAAGCUACUUGGUUUAAGAAAGAGAUCGCUGUACAGCAAUGUACAACGGAAACUUUUGGAGGGGACGAUUUUGACUCAGCAGAUCUUAAAAGAUGGUUCCAACAGCUUUCUCGACUUAGCCAUGAGAAUAUUGUGGAACUAUAUGGAAUUGCCCUUCAUGAGAAUCAUAUCUUUAUGCUAAUGGAUUAUCCAGUGUGCAUAUCGCUUUACAACUAUUUGCAUGGAGAACAACACUUUGAGUAUACAGUGAUGCGAGGACUCAAUUGGAUGAGCCAAUGUGCUAAGGGCUUAAAUUACUUGCUUACCAUGAAACCAAACCCGUUGUUUCAUGGUCGUUUAUCGCCACACAACCUUCUACUACCGAUAACCAAUAAUUACCGAAAUUUGAAAAUUUGUGAUUUUGGCAUUGCUCAGGAACUGCAAUUUUCAUUUACUCCUUACAAUAGCAAUUCUUAUUAUAUGAACAAAGAUAUAUAUACAGGAGGUCCACACCAAACAUCAAUAAGAGUAAACGUCAAAGGAAUUAUAAGUCCAAUUCAGAGCGACAUUUUUAACUUUGGAACUAUUCUAUGGGAGGUGAUGUCACGCAGGAGAGCUUUGCUUCGACCAUACCACAAUUAUAGUGUGAUGGUUUAUAUGCCACUUAUUAUUAUAGAAGGUGCAAAACCAAUUGAAGAUAUAAUACGCCGUUGUUGGAUGUCGCAUCGGACAGGAAAUAAACUAGAAAUGGAAUGGCUUUUUUCUGAUCUCCAAAAUAUGGUCAUAACAUCUGAAAAAUCACACAUGGAUCAUCCCAUGAAACAAUUAGAGGAAAAAGAGUGGGCUACGCUUGCAACAAAAAAAUUAAAGGAACGAAUUCCGGAAAUUGAGCCAUCAUUCGUAGAGAAUGUGGAUUUUAACGAUAUACAAAUUUAUGAGAAAAUUGGGGAUGGUUCAUUUGGCGUUGUUAACAGAGCUGAAUGGUCUAAUAGAACUAUUGCAUUAAAAAAAAUUACUCCCCAAACAAAAUCAAGCCUUCAAGCAAUUAAGAAUGAGAUCAAGUUUCUUUCUGAUCUUAGCCACAAAAAUAUUGUGAAAUUAUAUGCGACCGCAUCGCAUUCGCAGACUUUUUAUUUACUCAUGGAAUAUGCAGAGUGUGGAUCUCUCUACGACUGCUUGCAUGGAGAAGAUCAACGUAAAUACACAAGGUCAGAUGGUAUUAACUGGAUGAUUCAACUUGUUGAGGGUAUAGCUUACAUGCAUAAUUGCAGAAGUAAGCCCAUUAUUCAUCGAGAUUUGAAAUCUGCAAACUUACUAUUAACCGAUGAAUUCAAAAAUUUGAAGAUUGGUGAUUUUGGCACUGUAAAAGAAUUGGCGACAUUUAAUACAGAUUAUACUGGCACGCCCUCUUAUACAGCUCCCGAGGUUUACACUGGAACUAUAGAUCCUAAGGAUUCCCCUGGAACUCCUCAGGCUGGAAAAAUAAGGUAUACAGAAAAAUGCGAUAUUUAUAGCUUUGGCAUUAUUCUUUGGGAGGUAAUGUCACGAAGGAAGCCUUUUGAUCACCUUGAGGAACGCAACCCGACAGCAAUGCAACAUCUUACUGCCAAAGGGAAACGACCUGAACUGGAUGAUAAACUUAAACUCAAAUUUGGUGAGCCUUUAGUAAAAUUGAUUGAGGAUUGUUGGCAUCAAGAUCCGAUACGACGACCCACUGCCAAAUCAAUUGAUCUUUCUGAAGUCUCAUGUUCUGAUGAUCCUAUUGAAAUGCAUCGCUAAAGCACCGUAAUUAUUACAAUUAAUAUUCUGCUCAUUGAAUGUCCUGUUGGUAAUAUCUAAGAAAGCCUAUUGUAACUGGCAAAUUAACCAAACAGUGACCCCUACCCCUAAUUGCGUUUCAACCCACAUGUUGAACACCCGUUGUCAGAUUGAAUUCUUAACGCUUCGUAUGGCAUACAAUUUAUUUACAAAAAUGUUUUUAAAAUUAAUGAGAUACCUCGCAAACAGGGCUGGGGACUGUAAAGGUGUCAAACAUUAAAAAAAAAAGAAUAAAUAAAUUAAUAUAAACAAUUUUAA
Molecule: messenger RNA, 3916 nt
Organism: Drosophila grimshawi
Lineage: Eukaryota; Metazoa; Arthropoda; Insecta; Diptera; Drosophilidae
Product: dual specificity protein kinase pyk3-like
Exons: 22
Coding region: 98-3619 (1173 amino acids)
Biological process (GO): protein phosphorylation; JNK cascade; positive regulation of canonical NF-kappaB signal transduction
Molecular function (GO): ATP binding; magnesium ion binding; MAP kinase kinase kinase activity
Source: RefSeq, a predicted model, not a curated record